Molecule: messenger RNA, 1101 nt
Organism: Rotaria sp. Silwood2
Lineage: Eukaryota; Metazoa; Rotifera; Eurotatoria; Philodinida; Philodinidae
Source: the annotation of a GenBank genome assembly
AUGUCAAUGACAUCAACAAAUUCAGUCAAACAACGUAAAUUAAAUGAUUUACGUGUUGUCGAUUUACAACGUGAACUUCGUUCAUUUAAUAUUCUUUAUGAUAAAAAAGAACUUAAAGGAUCACUUCUUGAAAAACUACGUCAAGCUUUACUCAAUCGAAAUCUUGAUCCCGAUAAUCAUCUUUUUGAUACAUCUACUGAUCUUAAAUCAAUAUCAUCGGAUGAAAAUAAUCGAAAUCAUGAAGAAAAUAGUUCUCAUGAAACAAAUAGUUUAGAAGCAACAACUACGGAGGUCGAUACGAAACAACGAUUAAAUAUUGAAAAUCUAGUGCAAACAAACACAACAUCAUCAUGCUCGUCACCAUCAUCAAUGAAAAUUUCAACAACAACAUCAUUAACAAAAGACACAGACGAUGAACAAAAUGAUCAAACAAAUUGCAUGGAUACAAUUGAUUUGAAACAAAUCGUCGAAGAUUGUGAUAAUAAUAAUAGAGCUUUAACAAUCGAACAAUUACCAAUAGAUCAAGAAGAUGAAAGUAAUAAUGAUAAAAUUGAUCAUGGUCUUAUACAAGUAUCCUGUUCAUCAUCCGAUGAAGAAUUAGAUACAAAUAAUCAAAUAGAACAAUCAACAAAUAAAAAGUUUUUUAAUCAUAAUGCAGAAACAAUAAUACCACCAUCAACAACAGCAACACAACAACAAACAUCAUUCGAACAUUUACAUGGUGAAAAUGAAGAACAUACGACAACCACCACAACAACAACAAAUCUUUCGACUGAGAAUGAUAAUCUGUCAAAAAGUGAAACUAAUCGACAAGAAUCAUCGGAUGAACAACAGAAAAAAGAUAAUACAAAUAAAUCAAAUAAGGAUGAUUGUUAUCUUUGGGUAUCAAAUAUUGCCAAAGAAACUCAUGCAUCUGAUUUAAAAGCAUUAUUUUCAAAAUAUGGAAAAGUUUUAACAACGAAAGUUAUUGGAUCAAGUUCAUCUCAAUGGUUUGGAUAUAUUCAUUUAGCAACACCAGAUGAUGUUGAAAAAUGUAUUCAUGCAUUACAUCAAACAGAAUUACAUGGAAAAAAAAUUCAUGUUGAUCGAGUAAGUUUAUAA